CGGAGCACAUGGCAAUUCUGGCUAUGGACUUUUUCCCACCUCAAGCAAACCGUCGCUCACUGCACCGCUGGUCCGCUGCACCCCUCCACCGUCGCAGGCGCAGGCAAGUACGAAGUACUCCGUACCUAUCUCAAGGAAGGCAGGUACUUCAUCAUCGCACCCGACCCUGCCUUCCUUGCAUUGGGUUGGGUCACUUGGCCAUUCACAUUGGGCGCCGGGCCUGUGUUUACUGAGACUGAGGCACUUCGUAGUUCCUCU
This is a messenger RNA of Colletotrichum acutatum, 258 nucleotides long. RefSeq lists its product as uncharacterized. Lineage: Eukaryota; Fungi; Ascomycota; Sordariomycetes; Glomerellales; Glomerellaceae. The transcript has a single exon. The coding region runs from base 9 to 233 and encodes 74 amino acids. The record is from RefSeq and is a predicted model, not a curated record.